UAACACAUAGGUGUAGUAUUGCCAGAUCCCAGUUUAUUUUGUAGCGGAGUUUUCUAUUAACAGGAAACGAUGUAACAGAGUCGAUAUAUUUUAAUGUUAUCAUGGGGUGGCAAGUCCCCAUACAUCGUGGUCCGGUAGUUUCAUUGCGUCCUAAUAUGUAAUCGUUAUUGUCUGUGGACACAGGAAACUUUGCCAACAGUCUUCCUUUAAAGAGCACGACUCGUGAGACUCUUCUUAACACUCGAUAAUAUCACAAUUUCAGGAUGAAGCUUCAUGUUUUUAGUUUUCUCCUCUCUGCUUUCCUGUUUGCUAAGCCAGCAGAGAGCUCAGUAAGGGACCCGAUCUGUGUACAGAAGCAGCAAGAAGGAGUACAACUAGGAACUGUCUUUGUUGUGCCUGAGUCUUGCCAGAAAUGUGCCUGUGACGGAUCUCUAAGGAAAUUCUGCAUGGUCGACCCAUACUGCAAGGAGACCAAGGAGGCGUUGGACAAGAAUCCUUGCUACAAAGGGGGGAGCAAGUUCAAACAUGGGAGCCAAGUUCAGGUGGACUGUAACAUCUGUACUUGCAACAACGUUACUUGGACCUGCACUACUGAUGACUGUAGUAAUAACGGAGGGAGCGUGAAAAAAGAAGAAGAAUCAAGUUGUAAGGAUCUAGAUACCAGAUGUGAAAACUGGGUGGAAAGAAAGGGAAAGGAACUGUGCGAUACCAAAAAAUACGUCGAAAAGAAAUGCUUAAAAUCCUGUGACAAAUGCUCGAAAACAGUUGUAGUGGAGGACGAGAAUAAAGAAGAGGCCUGCAAAGAUAAGAGCAAGCACUGUACUUCAUGGUCCAAGAGGGCGGGAAACCUUUGUCAGACCCACAAGACCAUGCUUUCCAAGUGUAGAGUUACCUGUGGCUUGUGCACUCCCGAAGGUGGUGAUGGAACUGCUGAAGAAGAGAAUGAAGUAACAGUGGAAGAAGUAACCCCUCGAGAGAAGACAGCACAGGAACUGGAAGAAGAACGGAGACAGGCGGAAGUAGAUGCCUGGAGAGAUCGGCUCCUUAAUGAGGGACAGCUUAUCGACACUGACAAAACACCUCUGGGCUGUCAGUUUGACUGUGGUGGAACAGUUUACCCAUGGGGCUCCUCACUACAAGACUCAAACUGUGGCGUCUGCACGUGCAAGAGAAAGGGAAAACUUAACUACUUCUUUAAGUGCACCAAUCCAGAAUGCGAGACGAGCGCAACCUGCAAUUAAAGUGGACUACCAUCUUCGAAUGACUUUUACCUUGACAGAAUUAGUGCCAAUAUAUCUCAGGAAGCUUAAGAUAUAUUUCUAACACUAGGAGGAGACCUCUUCAUGUAGCAUGUGUAUGUAGCAUGACGCAAAAUUCUGACUGAAACUUUGUUGGAAACUAAUAUUGUAAUUUUCCCAAUUCAUUUUGUCACCCAUAUUAAUAUUUGUAACCCAUACUUUUGAA
Molecule: messenger RNA, 1464 nt
Organism: Bolinopsis microptera
Lineage: Eukaryota; Metazoa; Ctenophora; Tentaculata; Lobata; Bolinopsidae
Exons: 6
Coding region: 264-1241 (325 amino acids)
Source: RefSeq, a predicted model, not a curated record